Microbotryum saponariae is the source of this 4304-nucleotide messenger RNA. The record is from the annotation of a GenBank genome assembly. NCBI's taxonomy places the organism in Eukaryota, Fungi, Basidiomycota, Microbotryomycetes, Microbotryales, Microbotryaceae.
AUGCCGGCCACGAUCACCACCUCCUUGCGAGGUUGGCUCAAGCGCGAGCCCUCCCUGGUAGAGCAGCUCAGCCCAGAGUCAAACGACGUCCAGCCAGUUCGAAUCGCACUCAACCACUCCUCUUCGUACGACGAUGAUGAUGAGGUCAAACCGGUUACUCCAUUGUCGAGUCCUCCCCAUCUCGAGAAGAACCCGGGCCAGGUCAAAUCCGAGUCCGAGGGGGUGCACCACAUCCAGGAAAACAAUGCCUUCCUCGACGAGGCCGAUCUUGAUCCCGAAUUUCUCGAUGAGAACGGCAAAGAGGUAAAUGAAUGGGUCUGAAUGAAAUGAAUUGAGAUAUUUUUUGUCGGUCUAUGCUGCUCACAUUUAUCCGAUCGUCUCACUGCAGCGUCCUAUCGAGACCCCUCAAGAUUUUGCAACUCGGUGGGUCCUGCUGGCCGCAGGCGAUCAGAGUCGAUCGCGCCCGUCGUACUGACACCCGUUCCACUAUAUGCAGUCUCAUGUCACUUGAGGAUGAGACUUCGCUCAAAGUACACACCGUCCGAAUGUGGACCAUCGGGAUUAUUCUGACCGUCUGUGAGUACUCAGACGUUCAGACAAGAUCAUGCGAUCGUCGAAGCACUUGCUCAUGCAGACUUCACGUCCUCCCAAAAGUCGGUGGAGUUCUGGGAGAAGUCUUCAAAUUCCGGCCACAAGGAUUGGAUGUGUCAGCACUGUUCCGUGAGUCUCUGCGAUGUAAUAUCGUGAUGCUCGAAGAGCCUCUGGGGCUAAUUGGGCGCCUCCUACGCCAUUUUACACAAAUUGUCGCAUACAGUACGAAAUACCCUUCCAUCUAUCAAAAUGAACCAAGCUUGAAGCACCGAAGGACUCAUCUCAUCCCUCUCGCCUUGCACAGUUUUCGGUGUUGCCUGGUACAAGCUGCUCCCCAAAGCCGAGCGCGGCAAGUUCUGGGCUGUGCUCAACCCUGGCCCCUUCAACAUCAAGGAACACGUUUGCAUCACCGUCAUGGCCGGUGCCGGAGCUAUCGGAGCACUUGCGCUCCCCGCCUUUGCUGCCGAGAGGAUGUAUUGUGGGUUCUUAGCUAAUGGCCCGAGCGCAUCGCUUCGAUGACUGACAACAAAUCCGCCGGUUCGCAGAUGAUAUCGUGCCAAACAAGGCAAUGGCGAUCUUGACCCUGCUCUGUAAGUAAUAUAAAUUGAAGGGCCUCAUUUUCCUGGGAAGAAAAAGCAACUUCUAAUCCGGGGUUUUUUUUGACUGCAGCAUCGCAAUUCUUCGGCUACGGUCUCGCGGGCCUGUUCCGAUCGGUCGUGGUUUACCCCACGUAUGCGGUUUGGCCCGAGUUGAUCCCGACUGUGGCAUUGGUGGAUACACUUAAGUAAGCCGAUUCAGGCGAAUACACUCCACCCAGCUAUCCCCUGCGCAAUCAAAGGAUCACGAAGCUGAUAUUCCACCUUGAUCCGCGCAGCCGUGAUCAAAACCUGGCGGUUCAAAAGCAUCGAUACAAGGUCUUCUGGAUUGUGAGCAACCUGCCUGAACCAAAUAAAAAGCUCACACUUACAGUUUUAUUGCUGGCUCUUUCGCCCGUUUCCAUUGCAACAGGUCUUGGCCAUCGCCUUCGCUUGGGAAUGGUUUCCGCAGGUUAUUGCCCCGACCUUGACUGGUUUCAGUGUUUUCUGGUACGUCAGAGUGUGAUGAGUCAGUCGAGGAGUAUUUCGCUCAAUGUAGGAAUUCGUUGUUUGGCGGGGCACAGCCUUGCGAAUCGCACCAACUCCAACUUUACUCGACUGUUCGGAGGCACGACUGGAGCUGAGGGUCUCGGACUCUUCUCCGUCAGCUUGGAUUGGCUCUCAAUCACUUCGGGUCAGUCAAGGUUGUUUUGGGAAACAUGCUUAAGGAUGAGAAUAGUGGCUGACUUGCUCUUUAUCUUCUGACAGCCCCUCUCUUCCAACCAUGGGGCACGACCGUUUCUGAAGGAGGUGGAGUGGUGCUCGCUGCUAUCGUGUCAAUUGCCGGAUAGUGAGUUGUGUCCUCCCAUACUUCCGGGAAUAUACCGCCCAGCCGGACGGAUGUCUGAUAGACCACUCUGUUUGCUUGUAAAGCUAUGGCAACGUCUGGAACGUUCGAAAGCUCCCCCUGAUGGGCCAAACACUUUUCCACGAGGUAAGCAUUCUGCUAAACGAGCCCUGGGCCCACGCAUGCCAUUCGGGGGUGCCUUCACAUUGGUGUACUGGUUAGGCAACCAGGAUGGUUUACAACAUUCCUUAGGUUUCGAUGGCAUCCCCCGAGCUUCUAGUUGACGCUGCUGUGUAUUCAUUCUACGACUUUCUAGGAUGGCCGGCUUUACAACCAGAGUCUCAUUCUGGACUCGCAUAGUCGACUCAAUCAAACCGCCUUGGCAAUCCAGGGUAAGCCAUUGACGUGGCACCAAUUUUAGAAAGCGCAAUAACUGUUUGUUACCCACGAGGAUAGGUCUUCCAUCGUUCACGUGGACUCGUGCUGGUACGUCGGGCAAGGUGUAGCGCCACCUCACACGGACACUGACCUGGCAACAUUUUUCGCCCGUCAAGUGAUGAGCAUCGGUGUUAACCUGAGUAUUAGUGCCUCGAUUAUGCACGUCAUAUUGUGAGUGUCCUCGUCAAAAUAACACAUUUUUCAAGUCGCCUCUGACCAAAAUUCACCCAAUGCCUACUUGCGCCUGGUCAGAUGGUACCGCCCGAGGAUCCUCGAAGCCUGAAGGAGGUGGCGCGGCAAGGUCCAAAAUGACGCUCAUUACAUCAAGAUGCAAGCCUGUAAGCUCCCCCUCCUGACUGUUUUCAGAAAUGCACAAAUCGACUGAUGCGAGACCUCGUCUCCUGCAGAUCCAGAAUGCCCUACGUGGUGGUACUCCGUGACCGCUGUCCUAUCGUUCGCUCUCGCCCUCAUCUCGCUGUACCUUGCAAAGACCGGUAUGCCUUGGUACGCGCUCGUGGUCGGAUGUCUCUUUGCUCUGAUCUACACACCUGGUGAGUUCUAUUGGCUGUCAUCCGAUCAGGUAUGGAUGCUGGGAAUAACGAUGCCGAUUGGCAUCUUUUAAAGCAUUGCGCAGUCAUGUGCCUCCUCGCGUCCAUUACGGGAUUCGGGAUCUCGGGUGGAGCUCUCACACAAAUGUAAGCGGCGGGACUCUUCAUAACGUCCACUCAUGUUAUAAAUUCGAUUAACGCGAUGAUUGGUCAACAACAGGCUCGGCGCUGCACUGGUCCCGCACAACGCUCGAGCGAAUCUUUAUUUCCGUGUGAGUAGCCGUCAGUUUAGCAAAAGCAGAAGACGUAGUGCACGAGCUCACGGCUUUUUCGCUCUGGGACGGAUUUCAGCUAUAUAGCAGCAACAGUGUCAUCCAGGGUGCUACGAUGAUUCGAAGUCUCAAGGUGAGUCAAAAUUCUCCUGAGCGGGAUUUGAGCGGGUUCGCGCCGUUUGGAGGCUCCUGUAGUGACUGGCUGCUUUCUACCCCUUCGUCCGAUCCCACGAGCAGUUUGGCCAAGUGAGUCAGCUCCGUCAGAUUUUAUCAAACCUAUCAGAUGUGACUGAUCAACCGAAUUUGAUCUACUCUGGCAGUAUACAAAGGUAACGUCGCAUUCGUGAACGAUCUCACUGAACUACAAAAACUGACCACGAAGUUCCGCUCCUCAUCGGUAUUGCUGCAGGUCCCACCACGUGCAAUGUUUGUAAGUCGAAGGAGUACCAUUUCGAAAAGGAGACAGCUGUGCUCACGGGAAACCGACGAUCCGACCGUGUACUCCUUACAGACCGCUCAAUUCGUCGGCACCUUCGUCGGCUCGUUCAUCUCCUACGCCAUUGUGGGUGUCUGACCCUACCGCAAUUCAGUUGCCAAGCGUCAGCUUAAAAUUGUUCAGCUUUACUUUAUCAGAUGAACUGGAUCGUCGAUACGCACUCUGACGUGUUGCUCACUGUGGAAGGCACGAUUCAAUGGACUGGAAUGGGCGUGCAGUCAUUUAACGCGCAGGUAAGCCGCCUCACAGAGCCUAAUCUCGCCUUGCACCACUCUGAUCGGUCAUUUCCCUUUUAUUGUUGUGUUCCGGUGCCGUUCUACGUCGGUCAUCGACUAUUCCCCAAGCUUCACUUGAACCGCAUCGUCACUCCGGCGCUGUGCGCGGCUAUUGGCGUCCUCUCGGUAUGUAUCAGGCUGCACUCCAUCGUCCUGCAGAGUAUCUCGAUCUGAAGAUUCUAACCAACACUCUUGGACUCGUUAAAAGGCUGGAAUCACCUCGAGGCUCAUGUCCUACUUCUUCGUCGCCCUGUUUUCCUAA